Molecule: messenger RNA, 990 nt
Organism: Periconia digitata
Lineage: Eukaryota; Fungi; Ascomycota; Dothideomycetes; Pleosporales; Periconiaceae
Source: the annotation of a GenBank genome assembly
CUGUUCCAACGAUUCGUUCGCCGGCGCCGGCCUUGCAUGCAUGCCUGUCUGUCUGCACAACUCGCCCACCCUCGCUCACUAAAAGCCACGUUCCCAGGCUCUCUCCGACCUUCACUCCACCAUCUCCCCCUCCCCUUGUCACCCUCCAUCCACGUCCUUCGCAAGCCCGCCAUCAUGGUUAACUGGAAACUGUCGUCCCUGCUACUGCUCUCGCUGCAGGCGCUCAAUGCCUUUGCUGAGAUCAAGGUUGAGAACGUCGAAGAGGUCAAAGAAGACCCCGUCACUCCCAAUCUCAAGGUCUCUGUCUCUGCCAGCUUCCCCCAGUCGGAAAUAUUCGGUGUGAAGCUUGUCAAUGGCCAUGCCACCGAAGCCCGCCUGUCCAUCAACAACCAAGAGCCCGAGCCUAUCAGCGUGGCCGUUGUCGGUGGCUCCAUCGUCGACCAAGUCGCUGGCGAGACUCGCAUUCUACGCAACUUGACCACUCAGCGCUACACUCUCCAGAUCCCCGCCGGCGAGGAGCAGACUGUGACGUACAGCUUCAGCACUGAAAUGCACCCGCAGGAUGUGCGCUUGCAGCUGGUCACUGUUCUUCAGGACAGCAAGAACACCCUCUACACUGUGUCCGCAUACAACGAGACUGUCUCCAUCGUAGAAGCUCCUACCAACUUCUUCGACCCGCAAGUCAUCUUCCUCUACCUUGUCCUCCUUGGAGUCUUCGCCGGAACCGUCUUCUUCAUCUACAACACCUGGAUCACCACAUUCUUCCCUCAGAAGCGUCGCGGCGGUAAGGGUGGCGAGCGCGCCAAGAAGUCCUCCGGUGGUUCCAAGAAGGUCGAUCCCGCCGAGCAGGUCGCUGUUGUUGGCGCUGAUGGUCCCGCUGUCACGAGCUCCAAGGUUUACGACGAGAGCUGGAUUCCAGCUCAGCACCUCAACCGUCCGGAAGCUCGCCGCGUCAAGAGUGGCACCCCCAAGACCAAGGUCAAGGGCUAA